Pipistrellus kuhlii (Kuhl's pipistrelle) is the source of this 985-nucleotide messenger RNA. It is a transcript of the gene CTRC, whose product is annotated as chymotrypsin C. The transcript has 8 exons. Gene Ontology annotation, biological process: proteolysis. Gene Ontology annotation, molecular function: serine-type endopeptidase activity. Lineage: Eukaryota; Metazoa; Chordata; Mammalia; Chiroptera; Vespertilionidae. The record is from RefSeq and is a predicted model, not a curated record. The coding region runs from base 72 to 926 and encodes 284 amino acids.
UGCGGGAGCAGGUUUCUUUCCAAGAAGUGGCUCAGCCUUGACCAGUGGGCUCUCCCCGCUGCCCCCUAUAAAUGGGCCCUUCCCGCCGGGACCGGCCACUCGCUCCUGAGCACGCAAACAUGCUGGGCUUCACCGUCCUCGCCGCGCUCCUGGCCUGCGCCUCCAGCUGCGGGGUCCCCACCUUCCAGCCCAACCUCGUAGCCCGGGUGGUGGGCGGAGACAAUGCCGUGCCCCACAGCUGGCCCUGGCAGAUCUCCCUCCAGUACCUGAAGGACGACACGUGGAGGCACACAUGCGGUGGCACCUUGAUCUCCAACAACUUCGUCCUCACGGCCGCCCACUGCAUCAGCAAAUCCAAGACCUACCGCGUGGGCCUGGGGAAAAACAACCUGGCCGUGGACGACGAGCCCGGCUCCGUGUUCGUGGACGUGGACACCAUCUUCGUCCACGAGAAGUGGAACUCCUUCCUGGUGCGCAAUGACAUCGCCCUCAUCAAGCUGGCGGAGCCCGUGGAGCUGAGUGACACCAUCCAGCUGGCCUGCCUGCCCAAGGAGGGCGCCAUGCUGGCUCGGGACUAUCCCUGCUACGUGACCGGCUGGGGCCGCCUCUGGACCAACGGCCCCAUCGCCGAGGAGCUGCAGCAGGGUCUGCAGCCCGUGGUGGACCACGCCACCUGCACCCAGAGCGACUGGUGGGGCGCCAUGGUGAGGGAGACCAUGGUGUGCGCCGGCGGCGACGGCGUCACCUCCGCCUGCAACGGGGACUCCGGCGGCCCGCUCAACUGCCAGGCAGAGAACGGCUCCUGGGAGGUGCGGGGCAUCGUGAGCUUCGGCUCCGGCCUGGGCUGCAACACCCUCAAGAAGCCCGCCGUCUACACCCGCGUGUCCGCCUACAUCGACUGGAUCAACGAGAAAAUGCAGCAGUGAUCCGUCCUCGGGAGCCACGGCCACAACCCCCCGCAACCACAAUAAACCUCUCUGCCUGA